Messenger RNA from Alternaria atra, 306 nucleotides. RefSeq lists its product as uncharacterized. The coding region runs from base 1 to 306 and encodes 101 amino acids. The record is from RefSeq and is a predicted model, not a curated record. NCBI's taxonomy places the organism in Eukaryota, Fungi, Ascomycota, Dothideomycetes, Pleosporales, Pleosporaceae. The transcript has 2 exons.
AUGGUUCAACUCAUCCCUUACAUCGCCUCUCUGUUAGCCCUUAGUCAGGCUGUAGCCUCCGCCAAGGCAGUCACAUCCUUUUCUGAAUGGGUUGAUGGCAUCCUUGAGAAUCCUGAUGGCGACAACAUGACACCCGAGGAGGUCGUCGAUGCUUUCAAGAGUGGGCAAUUCAGUACUCCACCAUCAGCCAAGUUCAGUCGUAGCUUGUACCAGAAGCGUGCCACCUGCUAUGAGUAUCCGAACACCGAUUGUCUUGUAUGUAAAAUGGACCCAUUACUCAAGAUAUCAGCCGAGUGGUUUCACUGA